AUGUUUUGUAUUUCAGGUGAAAGCGGUGCAGGAAAGACAGAGGCCAGUAAAUACAUCAUGCAGUACAUUGCGGCCAUCACAAACCCAGGCCAGAGGGCUGAGGUUGAGAGUGUGAAGAAUGUGCUGCUCAAAUCCAACUGUGUGCUGGAGGCCUUUGGGAACGCCAAGACAAAUCGCAACGACAACUCCAGCCGCUUUGGCAAGUAUAUGGACAUCAACUUCAACUUCAAUGGGGAACCCACCGGAGGACACAUCAACAACUACCUGCUGGAGAAGUCCAGGGUGGUCCAGCAGCAGGACGGGGAGAGGAACUUCCACUCGUUCUACCAGUUGCUGCGUGGAGGCUCAGAUGAAAUGCUGGAGUCGUUUCAUCUACAGAGCGAUCCUGCUGUUUAUACGUACACCAAAGAGGGAGCUGCAACUGCUACCUCCAACAAUGAUCGCUUAAGCCACAAAGCGGUGAUGAGUGCUCUGGAAGUGAUCGGCUUCUCUAAAGAGGAGGUUAAUUCAAUUUAUCAGAUCCUGGCCUCCAUUCUUCUGUUGGGUAAUGUGCAGUUUGAGAGCGAUGGUGAAAGCGUUCAGAUCGUGGGACUUGAAGCCGUUAAUCACAUCUCUGAGCUGACGGCCACAGAGGCGGACAGCGUCAGUAAGAGCCUGCUGUACCGCACUGUGGCCACUGGGGGCGGCGAGGUCAUUGAGAAGGGACACACUGAGCAGGACGCCUGCUUCGGACGGGACGCUUUUGCCAAGGCUCUAUACGAGAGACUUUUUGGCUGGAUCGUAAGCCGCAUCAACAGCGUCAUUGAAGUCAAAGACUACAACCCAAUGCUUCAUGGGAAGAACACAGUCAUUGGCGUGCUGGAUAUAUACGGCUUUGAGAUCUUUGACAACAACAGUUUUGAACAGUUCUGCAUCAACUACUGCAAUGAGAAGCUGCAACAGCUCUUCAUUGAGCUGAUCCUCAGGCAGGAGCAAGGCGAAUACCAGAGAGAGGGCAUCACCUGGCAACAU
Messenger RNA from Plectropomus leopardus (leopard coralgrouper), 1011 nucleotides. The record is from RefSeq and is a predicted model, not a curated record. Lineage: Eukaryota; Metazoa; Chordata; Actinopteri; Perciformes; Serranidae.